AUGGGCAGUCGACAUUGGAGAAUGUUCCCCCACUCCUACAUCACCCAAGCCCGCCAAACCCUUACGUUGAGAGUAAGGCCUCAAGUUACCACUCCAAAAUUCGAUUUCAAGAAGGUCAAGAAUGACAAGGAAAACGGAGAGCUGAGAUCAGACGCCUUCAGCUUGUCAUGCCAGGUAGACGGCUUCCUGGAGUCGAAGUCAACCUUUCGAGCACAAUCAAUCCUCGAAGCGAAAGCUCUAAGGCGGUUAAGCCAUGAACCGAAUGUCUAUUGGCAAGAUACCAUGGAAAUGGUUACAGCCCUGUUAAAUGCGCAUCCCUUCCCAAGGACAGUGACGCUCUUUUCUCAGACUGGAUCUGAGCUGAACCUGCUCAACGCCUCUUACAAGGACGGGUAUAGACAAUACAUGCAGGGUGAUCCGGGAAAGCGCUCCUUGAGAGUCUCGUUUCGCCUAUAUGGUCCAUAUCUUAUCACUGAAAAGACAUACGUCUUGUACUUUGCCAGGCUAGCUCUGGCCGUCGCUCUCCGUGCAAGCGAAGAGGAGGAUGCAAGGACCUAG
This is a messenger RNA of Penicillium psychrosexuale, 558 nucleotides long. RefSeq lists its product as uncharacterized. The record is from RefSeq and is a predicted model, not a curated record. The transcript is spliced from 3 exons. Lineage: Eukaryota; Fungi; Ascomycota; Eurotiomycetes; Eurotiales; Aspergillaceae. Bases 1 to 558 code for a protein of 185 amino acids.